UAAGCGGCUUUCAUAAAGCGUGUGAAUGACAUUGACGAGGUUGUUGAAGAAGGGAAAGCUGGAAGCAGACAACUUUCCCCCAGUAUCUCAAGGACAGACAGAAUGCAGUGAAAGAAUAUUCAGUUCUAGUUGAGUGGGAAUGUGAGAUUACGGUUCAAUACCUUACUCUGACUUUCCAAUCACUUGCCUCUGCUACUGGAGUUGGAGAACGGAUUUUUAAGAAGCUUGUUAAGCAAAGAACCGUUUUGUGGCCAUGAAUCCCUCUGUGAAUAAGCUGCCAGACGGGUCACAAAUUAUUGGCACCACCACAACAGUUCAGCCGAUUGCCAUUCAGCAGCCCAUAGGAGUCCGGCAGCAGAUCCCAGCAACGAUCCCGGGAACUCCCACACAGGCUGAGACUAAGGUACUGGACAAGAGACGUCUACAAGAGCUGGUCAAGGAGAUAGAUCCCAUGGAACAGCUGGACGAUGAUGUGGAAGAGGCCUUGUUGAAUAUUGCUGACGACUUUAUAGACAGCAUUGUGACUUCUGCCUGUCAAAUAGCCAAGCACAGGAAGUCCAGUACACUAGACGUCAAAGAUGUUCAACUACAUUUAGAACGUAACUGGAAUAUGUGGAUUCCUGGAUUUGGAUUGGAUGAUCUGAAGCCGUAUAAAAAGUCUGCAGCCACCGAGGCUCAUAAACAGAGGAUGGCACUUAUCCGAAAAACUCUCAAGAAAUAUUGAGUUCAAACAGUAAAACUUAUUUUCACUGGAUAGUUGUUUGAUGUGGAAGUGAAGACUUGUGAUAUUUUGAAAGUGAAAGAAGACAAAUGCUGGAACAUUGACUUACAAAUUCAUUUUUGAACAUCAAAAUCUUCAUUCAUUCUUUUCACUAUGAUGGAAUCAGUUUCAAGUUCCUGUAUAAUAUUGUUUGUGUCAGUUUUUGAGUCAUUUUACCAAAAUUUAUCAUUUUCAUCAUGUUUUGAGAUUUGAAAUAAAUGUGACAUUAAUUAUGAA
Messenger RNA from Saccostrea cuccullata (small rock oyster), 997 nucleotides. Its product is annotated as transcription initiation factor TFIID subunit 12-like. Gene Ontology annotation, molecular function: DNA binding; protein heterodimerization activity; TBP-class protein binding. Gene Ontology annotation, cellular component: SAGA complex; transcription factor TFIID complex; SLIK (SAGA-like) complex. Lineage: Eukaryota; Metazoa; Mollusca; Bivalvia; Ostreida; Ostreidae. Gene Ontology annotation, biological process: RNA polymerase II preinitiation complex assembly; DNA-templated transcription initiation. The coding region runs from base 254 to 724 and encodes 156 amino acids. The record is from RefSeq and is a predicted model, not a curated record. The transcript has 6 exons.